UCGAGAUUUUUAAAGCAAUUAUAGUUGGUUAUGCCGUGUCUCUCAGCGCAGCAGGUGUAUCGUGAGAGAUGACAGUCACUUAUACUGCUGAAGUCGCUACCUGCAAAGGUCUCGGUUGCUUUCUAAAAUUACUCCUAAGAUGGCGAGCCAGCAUAUACAAGCUGGUCUGGUUGGACCUAGCCCUGUUCCUCUUCAUAUAUUAUUCGCUUUCGAGUAUCUACCGAUUGAUACUGGACGACGAACAGAAGAAGAUCUUCGAGGCCAUAGUAACAUACUGCAACCAGUACAGCGAUCUAAUUCCUUUAUCUUUCGUCCUGGGCUUCUACGUUAGCAUUGUUAUGACCAGAUGGUGGAAUCAAUAUAUGGUGAUACCGUGGCCGGAUUCGAUCGCCGUUUUCGUAUCGGCAACUAUACACGGGAAUGACGAGAGAGGUCGAUUAAUGCGACGAACUAUCGUCAGAUACGUGUGCGUCUGUUUAACGCUGGUAUUGGCGAUGGUGUCGCCCCGAGUGAAGAAACGUUUUCCCACGUUGGAGCAUUUCGUGGAGACUGGUUUGUUGCUAGAGAACGAAUUGGUCAUAUUCCAAAGUCUGAACGCCAAGUUUCCUAAGCCUAGCAAGCAUUGGUUGCCAAUAGUAUGGGCGUCAAGUAUCGUAACACGUGCGAGGAAAGAGGGCCGUAUUCGUGACGACUUCGCAGUGAAAACGUUGAUAGACGAGUUGAACAAGUUUCGCGGUCUCUGCGGUAGCCUUAUGCACUACGAUACAAUUAGUGUUCCUUUAGUUUAUACUCAGGUGGUAACAUUGGCUGUGUAUACGUAUUUUUUAACGAGCGUGAUGGGUCGUCAGUGGGUGCAGAAUUCAUCCACGUCAACGAUCGAUCUCUAUUUCCCAGUAUUCACGACGUUGCAAUUCUUUUUUUACAUGGGCUGGUUGAAAGUAGCCGAGACACUGAUCAAUCCAUUCGGCGAGGAUGACGACGAUUUCGAAGUGAACUGGAUAAUCGAUAGAAAUUUACAAGUUAGCUACCUUAUCGUUGACGAAAUGCAUCACGAGCAUCCAGAAUUGAUCCGUGACCAGUAUUGGGAUGAGAUAUUUCCUACGGAGCUUCCAUAUACAGCGGCGGCUCAAGCUUUCCGUGAAGAGCAUCCACAACCGUCGACGGCCGGUAUUCAGUUAUCAGCGGCACAGCAAGAGCUUCAACCGUCCACUGCAAGGAUCGAUGACAUGGCGGCCGAUUUCCCGCAAAAAUUUCGUAGCGACAUGGCAGACGAUGCCGAGUCCGGUAUACACUUUACAGCUACUGGAAAAAUGUCAAGAAGUGCGAGCAGAGUGAGCACUCGGGAUCGUACCCUGAGCGGAGGCUCCACUCCGAGCAUAAUCGGAGAUUCUUUGACGAGAGUGAAUAGCGUGACCAGUGUGUUGAAACGGUUAUUCAGCAAGGAUGACAGACCAGACGGUGGCACGUCGAGCGGUACUAAGACUCCCGGUAGACUCGCUACUUCCAGCUCUGCAGCCUCGUUGCAAAAUCGAAUCGUUGCGGGGGGUGGCUCGAUGAGGAUUGGAGUGAUCAAAGAGGAAGCGGACGAGCAGAUGACUUUGGUAUCGAUGAAGUCGGACAAGAAGCCUCACGUGCAGAGCAUAUUUUCGCCAGGGCCACCGCCACCGAGCGCUCCUGUCGCUGUCCCCGGUAUGGAACAUUCGAGAAAUGGAGAGAUAUUCUCGUGCAGCGCUCCUAUAACAGGUGGCGUGUUAGAAGGAAGUAACGGUGAAAGCACCAACGAUAGGCGAUACGCGCCUGAUUCAAGAACGCAAAGGACCACGCAAUCGGCGCGUUCGAGCAUUAUUUAUGAACCGGCAACGAGCGUCGGAAGCGGAAUCGGCAGUGAUCUUAUCAGUACUCGUACCUCGUCGUGUAGUAGCAUCAAUUCUGAUGACGAGUUCUCGAAAUUAAAAUCGAAAAGGGAGAAACAAAGGCGCGAGAAAGUUGUACGAAGACUGGCUAGAAGCACCAGCGGGCAUAAUAGUAAUUUGAUAGAUGAACAUUCGAGGGGCUCCCUGGAUGAGCACCUUCUGUUAACAGAUAUGGCGAAUACGUCGCGUUUAUCUAUGAUGCAUGGAGUAAACGAGGAGGAUAACGGAAAUGAUCGUGUUUAGCAGGAUCACAAAUGGUAUAUCAUUGAAGUUUAAUUUCAACUUGCGAAAGAACGUUGAAAGAAAAUUAAACGUAAUAAAGUAUUUCUGUAUAUGAUAUUUAAAUAAGAAGACUACCGAUCAAUCGAGAGAUCGAAGAAAAGUACUUAAGCGAAUUUUGACGCGCUCUUUUAUCUCUUGUCGAGAUUGAUUCAGAUGAUUCACAAGCUCUAUAUAUAAGGCUAAAUAUAUAUUAGUUUAUAUACGAAUUUUUUUUUACUAGAUAUUGAUAUUGUAUUGAGGAAAUAGAAAGAAAUGAUGGACAUCUAUAUAAGUCAGGUUUAAUCAUAAUUUGUGAUUAAAAAAAGAGUGAAACUACAUAGAAUUAAUUUAGAUGAAAUUUAUAAGCAUUUUCAUUGUAAAAAAAAAAAAAAAAGAAAAAAAAGAAGAGAGAAAAUUACAACAAUGUUUUACAUAUACGUAAAACAAGCAGAAUGUUUGAAAACUUGCUAUUUUAUGUAUAUUGUAAAUCUUGUUUUCCAUUUUGCAAACAAAACUUUUCUAUCCUAUGUAAUUUCUAAAUGUUUAUAUUUAGAAUAAUUUAUAUUAAUAUAUUUAGAAAUAUAUAGAAUGGACAAGAUAUGUUACAAUAUGGACAAGAUAUUUGAUAUUUACUUUCAAUAAAAAAGAUACUCAAAUAUCAUAUUAAACAUCCAAAGAUUACAUAUAUAAGUGCAAACAUCGAAAAUUAUUGUUGCUAUAUUUAAACAAUGAAUUUACUAUAUAUAUAUAAAUAUAUAUAUACCGGUAUACCUCUCACUUCAAAUUCUACGUAUUGUAAAAUGACAAGAAUUAUAAGAUCAUUGUUAUCAAAUAUUGCCUUAUAUAAUAGUUUUCUAUAUUUGCGUUUUAUAAGUGAAUUAUAGCUACCUAAUAUUUAAAAAAAAAAGGCUUAUACAUAUAGAUUAAUUCUUAUUUUAAUUAUAUUAAUUAUUUAACUCUUAUUUUUUACAUAUUAAGUAGUUAUUAAUAUAAAAAAUUUAAAAGAAUUCAAGCAAUAAUUGUUCAAUAAUUUAAAUUAACUAACUUUUUUUCAAAUAUUAUGAUAGAUUAUUUGCACAAGAGAUUUUCAACGAAAUAUAUAAAAAAGUGUUCAGGAUAAAUUAGAAUCUUUGUGGAUUUCAAUUGUUACAAAGUAUUGAAGUGCCUGUCUUGUGCCUAAUCUUAUUCAAUCAAAAGACAAUAUUCAUUUGACAAAUUGUUUAUUGUUAAUUUAAGUUUCAGUUGCUUUGAAUAAUAUGUGAUCAAUGUUAUGCUCAAAAUAAAUAUUUUUACAGUAUACAAUAUACAGUAAUGCGCUCGAGCACGCACAUUCCAGGAAACAAUGAAUAAAUUUAGAUCGAAGACAAAGUCGAUAAAACGAUCGCACGUUAAAUAAAAUUAAUUUGAUAUUUUUCUUACGUUUAUAACUUGUAUUUAUAAUGUCGCACAUAUUUUCGACUAAUUACAGAUGUAUAUGUAAAGAAUAGGAGAGAUAAAAAUUUGAAAGAAAUUUCGAAACGAGUAGCACGUCGAUAAAUUUCAUAUAUAAAGGAAUUAGUAAAAAAUUAACAUAUGAAUUCUGUAUAUCAUGUAUCGUGUAUAUACGCGUGUACAGAAAGAAGCUUAUGUAGCAUAUUUAACAUACUGCCUAUAUAUAGCUUACGUUAGACAAUGCAUCUUUUAUUUUGGAAUUACAUUCCAGGACGUGAAUAAAUCCGAUGGUGCUCAUCGUUUAACAGUAUUACGAUGUACUAGAAAUAAUAUCCUCUUGGAUUGUCAUACAAAAUUUUUCUGAAUAAAUAAAAAAUAUAUAACAAA
Molecule: messenger RNA, 3992 nt
Organism: Apis laboriosa (Himalayan honeybee)
Lineage: Eukaryota; Metazoa; Arthropoda; Insecta; Hymenoptera; Apidae
Product: bestrophin-4-like
Exons: 8
Coding region: 69-2156 (695 amino acids)
Molecular function (GO): chloride channel activity
Source: RefSeq, a predicted model, not a curated record